Messenger RNA from Thunnus maccoyii (southern bluefin tuna), 4947 nucleotides. RefSeq names its product phosphatidylinositol transfer protein cytoplasmic 1b (gene pitpnc1b). The record is from RefSeq and is a predicted model, not a curated record. Gene Ontology annotation, molecular function: phosphatidylinositol binding; phosphatidylinositol transfer activity. Gene Ontology annotation, cellular component: cytoplasm. Gene Ontology annotation, biological process: phospholipid transport. The transcript is spliced from 9 exons. Lineage: Eukaryota; Metazoa; Chordata; Actinopteri; Scombriformes; Scombridae. The coding region runs from base 3165 to 3920 and encodes 251 amino acids.
GAAGGGGUGGAGGUGGUGAGGAAUGAAUCAGAUAUUCAUCCCCAGCACGGCCCAGGACAGCUGACCGAGAAGCGAAUCUACCUCAGCAGGUAGAGUGCACUCUAAUGAUUCUGUUGCUGAACUAUAAUUCUGCCAAUUUGAAAACUGAGCUUUAUCCUCAGGUUGCCAGUUCUUCUUCAAUCUUUGAUCUCUUACUUCACUGUAAAGCAGGUUGAAGGUAUCACUACUGACAAGCCAUAAAAGAUAAACAGCACAGUAAUAGUCAUACUACAGUGGAACCUGCCUACAUCCAAAGUCCAAAUACCAGAAACAUGUUGAGGCCUAUACUGUGGGGUUACAGUGGAAAUGUUAUUGUACUGUAAUGAGCUCAUUGGCCAGAAAACAGUUCAAGUAUUUUUGAUUGUGUAAAUACAGACUGGGAAAAACACACCCACGUCAUCCUGAUGGUGGUAAUUAUAGGAUAUGUGGGACAUUUUUAUCCUCUGAUAUUUAUCUUCUAUUGUUGAAAAUACAUCAGUGUAUUAAAAGGUAUUAAAAGCUAUUCACACCGUAACCAUAUGCACAAUAAGCACAAAUUAUCAGGUACUUUUUGUUAAUUGUUAGUCAUACAUUCAAAAUAAUGGUAACAAUUUAUUUUAAAUCCCCCUAUUUAGCAUUUAGAAGCAGUAUGUUAACAGGUAAUAAAUGGUUUAUAAAUGUUGGGCAUCCAUAAAUGCAGGCUGGUGUAUAAAUGGAUGAUGAAUGACAAUACAAUAAAAUACAGAUGUAAUGAUAUAAAACAUGUCUUAAAGGUCCUAUAUGUUAGAAUUAUGAAGCAAUUUACAUGUAUUAAUUGUUUUUUAUUGCCAAUGAGUGAACGGGUUGUAAACUCUAAAGAUGAGACCUUCCACAACUUUGUUGGUUGGGUCUAUCAGCCUUUGGAGAGAUUUCUAUGUGAAGGACCUGGGCCAGAUUUUCUGUGAAAAUCCAACGGAUGUGACGUUUUUGCGUGCUGCCGAGUGCCUAGCCUCUCUCCAACUAACGUCAACAUAUGACCAACACCCACCACAAUAAAAACAGUGCUAUCCGAGUAGAAACACCCUGCAGAUAUUGGUUCUCCAGCUAAUGAGACAGCUAGCUGCCUCCAUCAACCACUACGCAUUUCACAACAAAACACCUCUGCAAUGACAAGUCGCCCACUCCCGAGCACACACACACAACUAAAACAACAUUAUUUCCUCAACAAAGGAGCAGAAAACAAGCUCCAGAGCGAGAGAAGAACAUAACUUAACCCUUUUGUUUUUUCUGUUGGUAGUCCAAAGGUGGUAAUAAGCACACAUUUCACAACAAAACCACAGCGCGUUGCUCCCCAGGCAAAGCUUGCUGAGCCGACCGGUGUUUAGUAAACACGACUGGUAAAAAAUAAGUUGGCGGCUUGUGGGUGGGGUCAGCUUUCUGGCAGAGAGUUAGAUGAGAACAUCUCAUCUAAUUUUCUGGUACUGAUCUUUCUGGCAGGAAAAUAUAGGCAAAUAUAAAGCCACAGCUGGCAUCUGGUUAGCUUAGUUUGCAUGAAACAGGGCAAAACAGCUAGUCUGGCUCUGUCUAAAGGCUACAAAAUACAAAAUGCAGCUACUACCGCCUCUCAAGCUCACCAAUUAGCAUGUCGUAUAAUAUAUGUUGAAUCUGUACAACAGCAAAAAAAAAAAAAAAAAAGAAAGUGUAAAAAUUACAAUUUGAGGAUUUACGGGGGUUAUGACUGUUUGUUAGCUGGGAGCAGUUACCAGGCAACCUGCAGUGACUCUAGGAAGUUAUUGCUGCAAGCAAAGAAAUUGUCCGGAACGUAAACCCCUUAAUGGGCAGAUUUUGUAACCUUUGGAAAUGAACAGGAUACCCUUUUCCCCUUGUUUACAUUCUUUAUGCUAAGCUAAUCUAACCGGCUGCUGGCUUCAUAUUACCAUACAAACUUGAGAGUGAUAUUGAUUUUCUCAUCUAACUCUGCAGAAGGUGAAUUAGAGUAUUUCCCGAAAUGUAAAAUAAUUGCUUUGAUGUGCUGUCAAUAUGUCAAGAACUUCAACUCCAAGUAUUUAUAUUUUUUAUAAAUACUUCUUCACUUUCCAUUACUAAACAUCAUACCCUUAUGCAGUCCAUGAGCUGUGGCUGAAAGCUCCUCAAGAAAUCUUUUAAGUAGAACUCGUUGGUGGACACUGAGUUAAGAUUUUUUUUUUUUUUUGCUAAACUACUGCUUGCACGUUUAAGAAUGAACCUUGAAACUCAACAGUUUUAAACCCACCUGUGAAUGAUUUGUUUAUAGACCAGUUAUGAAUGCUUCAGGAACAAACACAAAUACAUUAACAAACACUUAAAAAUGUAUUUAUGUCUACUUAAAACUAUCUUAUUGUGCUUUAUAAUAUACUGCUUAUAAACCCUGAAUAGGAUGGGUUAAAAUAAGAAGUGCAGGAAUUUGAAGCAUGACUGUAAUGGCUGUUUUACUGUGGUUAAAGAAUUAUUUGAUAUUAACCCCUAAACCAGUGACAGUUCAUCAAUCUAUUAAUUGUGAUUAUGAUGAAAAGCCCAGUCUGAAAACAAGCAGAAUUUUCUUUUAACUCUAAAUUCAUUUCCUAACCCUAAACUCACCUCACUCAUUACCCUAAUGUAACCUCAACACUAAUUCUAAUCACCACUAUAAACCCAAGGCCUAAUUCUAAAAUAAACUCUUAGAGAAGUAAAGAAAUGUUCUCACUGUGGAGGAUUUUCCUAAUCUCUGUGCUUGUGGGACAUUUAGUCCUCAUUAGUGAAGAAAUGCCAGAACACACACACACAUUUGUAUUUCUAUCUUUGUGAGGACCCUUAUUAACAUAAUGCAUUCCCUAGCCCUAACAAAUACAAAUAAAUAUCUAACUCCAUCCCUCAUCUUCAACUGAACCUAAACCUUUUUCUAACCUUUAAAACCAAGUCUUAACCCUUAAACAGCUCUUUGACGGUCCUCACAUUCCAAAAAUGUCCUCACUCCCGAGGUCUAAAUCUCAAACUGGUCCUCACAAAGAUAGACAUACGAGUUUACACACGCACACUCUUAAGUACAGUGAGUGCAGAACGUAUCCCACCUCAAUCAUGUUCUGACAUGUGACCUAGAAGCUACAGUUACAAUUCAUCACCACAGGUGUAAUUGGGAAUGAGUCAUACAAAUGAACGCUGUGGUGAGAGUAGCCUACAGUAAACUGCCGUCUUGGGCGAAAGCGUUCAUCCCGCGAUUCUUCUAUGUGACAGAGAAGGCCUGGAACUUCUACCCAUACACCAUCACAGAGUACUCAGUAUCAUUUCUCCCCAAGUUCAGCAUCCGUAUUGAGACGAGAUUUGAGAACAACAACGGCAGUAACGACAAUGUGUUUGGGGACACACCGACUCCAGCAGAGGAUGUGAGUGUACUGGAUAUCCUGAGUGACCCCAUCCCUGAAAAGCACUACAAAGAGUCGGAGGACCUGAGUUGCUGGCAGUCAAGUAAAACUGGCCGAGGGCCUCUGGAGAAAGGCUGGAUAGAGGACCACAGGCCCAUUAUGUGCUCCUAUAAGAGGGUGCAAUGCAGCUUCGAGGUCUACGGCUUCCAGACCAGGACUGAAGAGUUCAUACACAAAAACAUCCGGGACAUUCUUCUGGUUGGCCACAGGCAAGCCGUAGCGUGGGUAGAUGAGUGGCACGGGCUGAGUUUGGAGGAGGUGAGAGAGUACGAGCGGGCGAUGCAAGAGAAGACCAACAGCAAAGUCAAAUCAAGCCAGAACAACACAGGCACACCAGCUGCCUCUCGUCCUGUUUUAUCUCGCUCCAUCUCCGUGACAGACGAGCGUUCCCUGAAGAAGAUGGGAGUGACAACUGCAGCCAUGUCUGACCCCUCGGCCUCUUCUGUGCCGCACAAUCCCAUUCGACUCAACUCCACCCCUGAAUGAUACCUCACACACACACACACACACACACACACACACACACACACACACACACACACACACACACACACACACACACACACACACACACCCCUACUGUACAGUGCAUACACACAGAAACCAAAGUCAACAUUCAUCAGAGCCAUGUGAUGUUAUUUCUCAAACACAACCACAUGCUGAAUAUAAUCACAUUGUAGAGGUUACUUGUUCUCCCAAUUGUACAGCAUUAAUGCCACACAAAUACUAUGUGCCUGCUCAAAGACAAUUUCUACUGUCACCAGUGUCUUCAACAGCCCGUAAAUGCAGUGUAUUUCAGAGCUUUCUCUCCAUUCCUAAGCUAUCGUGAAGCUCACUGACCACCAGCAGGGCUCUACGAUUGUUUCCCAGCCCCUGGCCAGAAGCCUACAGACAGAUGCAUAAGGAGUUUAAUAGAGUGGAUCUAAUGAGAGAGCAGAGGAGAAGACGGGGGAGAGGGGGAGGGGGGCUGUCAAUGCUAUGGAUCUGCUCUCCUCUCCAACUCAGCCAAUAGGUCAGGCCAGGUGUAUUGACAGAGGGCAGUGAGGCGUUGUAUUGGCUCCUUGAUCGCUUAGCUGAGAGUUGCAAAUGGGUCAAGCCAAGGCUAAACUUCAAUUAUGAGUCAAUGAUCUGACCAUUUAUAAGACUAUUAGCUUAAUUUUUUUAUGUACAUUUAGAGGAGAAUGGGUUCUAAUCAUCAGGGAUGUUGGCAUGAUUUCACUGAUUUGAUGCAUAUAAUGCAGAAAUAGUACAGUUUGCUUUUAUUCUAUUUGUUUUUAAUUGUUUAUUUGUAAUAUUAAGUAUGAGGAUGAAUCAAGUGGAAAAUGUAUGAGGAAAUUGCACUGUAUAGUCUUUUAUAAUGGAUUUAUAUCAAUAAAUACAAUUUCUUUCCAAUGAAAAGGUUCACUAGUGCCGUGAUAUCUGCACAUAUAAGUGAAAAAAAUGGACUCCCUUUUGAUCAGUAUUGACCUGUAAAGAUGGACCAGCUGCUGGCCCAUCACAGAGCUCACAUGUA